AAGUGUCGCGGGACUUGUUACCAAGCUUGUCCGGUUGUGUCUGUCCCAUCUCCGGCUCAUGUUUCACCCAGUCCCCGGCAGACUGUCACUAGGUUGUCGCCGCCGCUUUUUUCUUUACCUCGCAUUCCUGCUAUUACUCCCUACUGGCUGCAAAAGGGGCUGCAGCGUGACUAUCUCAUGGCCGCCUUGCUCAGACGUGGGCUCUUCCUGGCCUUGCCCCAUCUCACAGGGCAAGGCAGCAGCUCAGUCUGCCACCCUGCGGUGUCGGCCAUUCUGCUAGGAGCUGCUCGAACCAAGAAGACAUGGCCGGUGACCUUCUCUCAGGAGGAGAUGAAGAAACGUCUCACGCCCAAGCAGUAUCAUGUGACCCAGGAACGAGGAACAGAAAGUGCCUUCACAGGAGAAUUCACGGACCACAAGGAAGAUGGAACCUACAUGUGUGUAGUCUGCGGGGCAGCGUUGUUCAGUUCAAAAGCCAAAUUUGACUCCGGAUCAGGUUGGCCUUCCUUCUUUGACCUUGUGAAACAGGAUUCCAUCGAGGUGUCAGAUGAUUUCUCCUAUGGGAUGCACAGAGUGGAGACUACCUGUGGCAAGUGCGGAGCCCAUCUCGGCCACCUGUUCGAUGACGGUCCAAAGCCCACCGGGAAACGUUACUGCAUCAACUCGGCCUCGCUGGCUUUCCAGUCCAAAGAUGCGGAGGGGGCCUCCGGCUCCACCUCCACAGGUGCCGCCGCAGACUCGAUAUCUGAGGGAAGGACAGAACUUUAAGAACCCAGCAAGAAUCCUAUAUAGUGUGUGAGUCAGUGGUUGCAUAGACUUAUUAUAGUUGAAUCAAUUUGCAAUUUUGAGCUAAAGCAACACGCACAAAAAUCAUAUGUCAAAAUAAUACUGACCAAAACUAUUAAACUCAUGUUCACUAAUAGGAAAACGUACUCAAAGAUAGUUGCUGUCCUGUUUACACAGACACACAGCUGCUUAUUUUUUAAUACACUAGAGUCUAUUUUGAGUGCACAUUUGAUGCUUUUGGAUUGUGUUUGAUUUGGACACUAUUUUGUAUUUCUUCAUAAUGAAAAUUAUUUUUUGGCACAGCUUGAAGUGAUGAAUUGAUGAAUAAAACAGCACAAAAUAAUAU
This is a messenger RNA of Syngnathus acus (greater pipefish), 1132 nucleotides long. It is a transcript of the gene msrb3, whose product is annotated as methionine sulfoxide reductase B3. Gene Ontology annotation, biological process: response to oxidative stress; protein repair. Bases 178 to 768 code for a protein of 196 amino acids. Gene Ontology annotation, molecular function: peptide-methionine (R)-S-oxide reductase activity. The record is from RefSeq and is a predicted model, not a curated record. Gene Ontology annotation, cellular component: cytoplasm. The transcript has 8 exons. NCBI's taxonomy places the organism in Eukaryota, Metazoa, Chordata, Actinopteri, Syngnathiformes, Syngnathidae.